Messenger RNA from Drosophila nasuta, 1072 nucleotides. RefSeq names its product hydroxysteroid 17-beta dehydrogenase 10 (gene scu). The transcript is spliced from 2 exons. Gene Ontology annotation, cellular component: mitochondrion. Gene Ontology annotation, biological process: estrogen metabolic process; androgen metabolic process; fatty acid metabolic process. Lineage: Eukaryota; Metazoa; Arthropoda; Insecta; Diptera; Drosophilidae. Gene Ontology annotation, molecular function: estradiol 17-beta-dehydrogenase [NAD(P)+] activity. Bases 150 to 917 code for a protein of 255 amino acids. The record is from RefSeq and is a predicted model, not a curated record.
AGCCGCGUUACAGCAAGUCGUCACUCUAGCGGCAAAAACAGCAACCGGUGUUUUCGUGCAGUCUCUUGCAGCUUUCUUCCAGUUCACAGUUGUUCAAUCAGUUGUUUUUAGUCAUUUCAUUUCAUUUGAUUUAACCCACAAGCAGCAUUAUGAUCAAAAACGUUGUCUCUCUUGUGACUGGCGGUGCCUCAGGCCUGGGCCGUGCCACAGCUGAGCGUCUGGCGAAGCAAGGAGCCAGCGUUGUGCUCGCCGAUCUUCCCUCAUCCAAGGGCAACGAAGUGGCCAAGGAACUGGGAGACAAAGUAGUCUUUGUGCCCGUCGACGUCACCUCUGAGCAGGAUGUGAGUGCAGCGCUGCAGACGGCCAAGGAUAAGUUUGGUCGCCUCGAUUUGACGGUGAAUUGUGCCGGCACAGCAACGGCUGUCAAGACAUUUAACUUUAACAAGAAUGUCGCCCAUAAACUGGAGGAUUUCCAGCGUGUGAUCAACAUUAAUACCGUGGGCACAUUCAAUGUGAUUCGCCUGUCCGCUGGUCUGAUGGGCGCCAAUGCCCCCAAUCAGGAUGGCCAACGUGGUGUCAUCGUUAACACCGCCUCCGUUGCUGCUUUCGAUGGACAGAUUGGCCAAGCUGCCUACUCCGCCUCCAAGGCUGCUGUGGUGGGCAUGACGCUGCCCAUUGCUCGGGAUCUGAGCACUCAGGGCAUUCGCAUUUGCACGAUUGCGCCGGGUCUGUUCAACACUCCCAUGUUGGCUGCGUUGCCGGAGAAGGUGCGCACGUUCCUGGCCAAGUCGAUACCGUUCCCGCAGCGUCUGGGCGAGCCCAGCGAGUAUGCUCAGCUGGUGCAGGCCAUCUACGAGAAUCCGCUGCUCAAUGGUGAAGUUAUUCGCCUGGAUGGCGCCUUGCGUAUGAUGCCCUAGAAUGUUGAAUCGUUGGGAUUCCUUUCCUAACUCGCUCAGAAUCAGGAUUGCAUUUAAAUGAGAGAAGAAAAUAGGAGCCAUGGGCUUGUAGUAAAUAAGUUGAUUGUGUUUGCAUUAAACAAAUUAAAAUGUUCAGAAUAAACUUUUUAAAAUUA